Molecule: messenger RNA, 897 nt
Organism: Phytophthora sojae
Lineage: Eukaryota; Oomycota; Peronosporomycetes; Peronosporales; Peronosporaceae
Exons: 2
Source: RefSeq, a predicted model, not a curated record
UCUCUCUCUCUCUGUGAAGCCUGCAUUUUCGGCUCGGUUACGCUUUUGGAUUGGAUAUGGAGCGUUAGCCCAACCUCGGAAGCCGAUAGAUCGCCCGGAUGGUCUCUGAAUAAUUACCUGCGCUCGGACGGGAGAUACCACCGCCAUCAGUUCUCGGAAUCACUGAAAUGCGCAGCUGUUCGAGGCGAUCUGACCCUUAUGAAGUGGCUGAUGGUCCAUUUCUCCAACGGUAAAGCCGAUCCGACUGCAAUACCCAUUGCGGCAAGGGAAGCAGCAAGAGCCGGGCAUCUGCACGCGGUGUAUUUGCUAGCAUAUUACGACGAUAGAGAUGGAGAAAAUGGGCACAAAAAGAAGAGAAAGGUGGAAUCUGGUAGAAGUACUACUAGCAGCCACCACUUUGAAAUUGUCAGGUGGGUCGAUGAGAAAAAGGGACUCAAAAACUUGUGUACGGAUCGCAUGGAGAUCAUCAUUAACGAAGCUCUCCUCGCUGGCGAGAUCGAACUGGCAAAAGCACUGGUUCCACCGGGCAAAAUACUGCAAGACUACCGAGAAUACAAUUCGCAGCUACAGCUAGUUGAGGAUAUGCUGGAGAGUGGGAAUUACCGGGGCAGCUAUGACAGUUUUUCUUUGCGCGCGAUUCGCACUCUCGCUGGAAAUGGGCGAAUGGUUUCCAUCCAGAAAAUCGAUCAGCAAUGUUCUCCCUUUUCAGUAUCCGGAGCCAUCAUCUGGCAUGAAGCCUUACAAGCAUCGUGCAAAAGUGGCGAAGUGGCCGUUGUCAAGUGGCUCUUGGAGCACGACAUGGGUCGUGAAGUCAUGCAAAGCGAGGGAUCCAAGGAUCUCUUAGUUACUGCAGCCGAAGCAGGCCAUGUGGAGGUGAUGCAGUAUCUCAGCGAGUAG